This is a messenger RNA of Thermothelomyces thermophilus ATCC 42464, 3274 nucleotides long. RefSeq lists its product as uncharacterized. The transcript has a single exon. The record is from RefSeq and is a predicted model, not a curated record. Lineage: Eukaryota; Fungi; Ascomycota; Sordariomycetes; Sordariales; Chaetomiaceae. The coding region runs from base 108 to 3191 and encodes 1027 amino acids.
CUCCACUUUAUACCAGCCCGACAUUGAUUCUCGACUCCCGCCCUGAGGGCGUACGGAAUACAUCAGACGCGAACACCCUCUAAGAGAACCCCGCAACCGUGAUCAGGAUGCGGCGCUCGUCGCUGGACCUGACCGAACCGGCUCGGAACAUCGAGGAGUCGAAUGGGCAGCCAUCCGCCGACAUGACCGACGCUACCGCCGACAACAUUCUCUCGCCUCCCGCUGAGGAGAUGGAACUCAUCGGUGACGAUAGCGAAGCCACCGCUAGAGUGUACACACCGCCGCCGCACAUUGCCGCACGGCUAUUCUACCGUCCGACGAACCAAACUCGACGCAAGGACAGCGCGGCUUCAUCUCGCCGCAACAGCAUAUCAUCUGCGACGUCGCGCUCCUCGCACGGCGGUGUCCGCAACGGCGGCCCGCAGAGCAAAUACAUUGCACAACAUCUCCGCCGCGCCUCCAUACUGGAGGACCGGAAGGCGCGGCUUGCUGACCGUGCCGCCCAUGCCGAAAAGGUGCGCCUCCGAGCGGCGCUGGCCAAGGCCAGGACAAGGAACGCAAGUGUGAGUGAGGAGAGGGCCCUGGCUGCCGCGCAAGCCCGGGAGCGCAACCUUGCCGAGAUCGCUGCUGCCUGUGCCGAAGAGGUCAGGCGAGCCAAGGCUGUUGCCGAGAGUAUGAAGGAAAAGCGGGAACAGGAGAUCCGAAAGAUGAAGCUUCAGAUGGAGGAACGCCUGGCCGAGGCGGAGAGGAGGAGGGAGGAGCUACGCAGCCGAAAUGCUGCCAAGGCGAAGGGGAGAGAGCGCGGGCAGAGCCUAGGGACCCGCAAGCCCCCGGCGGCCGACGUCGUGCCCGGAGCCCAGGAGGCGAAGCAUUGGGCGCGAGCUCCCCUCACCAAAGAGGUCGCUGCCUCCAAGAUAUUGUGGUUUUGGAGGGCCAGCAAGAGGAAACAAUAUGUGGCCGAGUUUUCCGCCUUGGGCCUAUCCUUGGACGCCGUGCGCGAAGCCUCCUUUGAUGAGGUCACGAUGCUUCUCUCUCAGGAGCGCGUCCUAGUUUUGACCUCGCGUAUCCUUCGCAUCUGCGGACUCAACGAAGGCGACCCCGGCUCCGUCGAGGAGAUGGCCGCGGUGAGGUCUUUCCUGAGUGCCUUUCUGAUCUUAGGUCACCCAUCGCAGGUUCUCAGCAACAAGGACACCGAGAUGGCGGAAGAGGCGGAGCUGGGCCAGGCGCACCCUAUUCCCAAGGACAGUCUUGCCAACCCUCAGUCUCAAGAGCUCGUUAGCAAGGCCAGAGACCUCCUGGUUCUGUUCGAGAACGUUCUUGGUCGGUUGACCGCUUUCAACCACUACACGCCGCCACUGGCCCUGCUGGCCGCGUUUCCAGAGGUAUAUGCCACCUUCUACAACGCUCUGAUUGCCUGGAAGGCCCGCGACUCGAGCUCGCUGGUUGACCUGAUGGUCAUGCAGUUUGUAGAGCUUGACGCCAUCUGGGAGUCUGUGAAGGACACCACGGACGGCUCGGUGGACCAGGUCUACAAGGAGAGCAUCCGUAACAACCAGCUCCUCCUGCUCGUCCGGAUCAAGCGGCUAGCCGGCGCUGCCAAAGGGAAACAGCUAGUCGCGGACGCCGUGAAGGCUGCGCGUAAAGCAAGGGCCAAGAAGCCCGUUGGCGACACGAAGCCGCGUAUGGCGGAACAGACGGUCACCGAGACGGCGAUGGGAGUUCUCGGCGUGGAAGAGAGCAGCGCGCAGCCACAAACGCAGACCCCAACUCCGCCGGCUACCCCGUCAAGGAAGCCGGAGCCGUUCCGGAUCAGUGUCGUGAUUCCGAGCGGGAAGAGUCUGCUGCCUGACAAUCGGAUUGUUGUCCACGAGCUGGCCAUCAACAAAGAGUUCCGCACCGAGCCACACGAAUACCACGAACAACAAGAGCAUCUACUGGCUCCGCUAUUUCGAGAGAUGCGCUCCACCAUGCAGUCGCAGAAUCGGGAGGCUCACUUCUUCCUACUCCUGAAGGUUGCCGACCUGAUCCGGGAGAAGCUCCAGCGCCUGGUCAAGCCCGGCAACUCGAUGCAUACCUUCAUUGGGGAGCUGCUGGAUACCGAAAUUGCUCAGCGUCAGUUCGCCAUGGGCAGCUUCUCCUACGAGAAGUUCUUUCAAGCUAUGGGGUCGUUGCUGCCAAAACUCUGCGCGCCCGUCAGAGACGACGAGGUCAAGGUCCUUGUCGAGGAGAAGUUGAGUCAUGGCAGCUACGUCGACCGCCUCGAGGCGCUAAAUGGCUUCAUCGACGUCAUGCUCAGCGACUACGCCAAUUACCUCCUCCAGCUGGCAGCCCCCCGCCUCAUUGAGCAGGCCCCAGCAUACGAGGCGAGGGCGUUUGCGGCCGAUCUCGAAGCCGGACGACACGACCUCGCCGUCGCCACCAAAUGUUGGCGCGCGGCACGGCAAAAACUAUUCACAGAGGCAUCGCGUCGCGACCCAGAGGGCAUCAACCACCCAGGGUCGCGCCCCACCGCGAAUCGCAUCUACGCGCAGCUCCUUGUCGACCUCUUCACGCAGCUCUCCCCCGUCCCUCGGGAAGAGGUCCCGGAGAUGCUCUUGCUUGACCACAAACGCAUCAUCGAGGCUGGCCGCCUUACCCGCCACAUCAUCACGACCGGCGCGAUCCUCUUGCAGUGCAAGAACCUACUCAAGCGAGAUGUCCGCGCCCCUUGGCGGAGCGAGGCCCAACGCAUCUUGGCCGUGCUUGAAAAGAGCGACGACCCUCGAGCGACGGACAUGACGCCCGACGUGGCUGCCGAGGGCAUCAAUGCGGCGCUCGAGGCCGGCCGCUGCAUGCCUGCGGCCACGAAACAGCACCUCCGCGGGCUCGUCAACAAGUUACUCGCCGCGAGCGCCGAGGCGGCGACGAUCAAACCGCGGGAGGUCGAACUCCAGGAGCCCGUGUUGAGGCUGCUUCUGGCCAGACUGCGCGGGCACGUGCUCGCCCGGCUGACAGCUUCAUCGGCCAGCGAGAAAGUCAAAGCCACGAGCACCGCAGGGGAGAAGCUGGCUGGGCUGGGUCUGGCCGAGUUUGUGGAUAAGGUCAGGGAUAUGGUGGACAUGAUGGGCCGGGUGUCGGCGGUCGACCGGGAUGCGCAUGGGGUAUGGUGGGAUAGGGUUGCGGAACUUGUCGAGGGCGAGAAUACACAGUAGGGAAGGGAGGGGCAAAGGGACUGGGUUUGCGAGAUGAGGGGUUACAUGCAUUGAUUUCGGGUAACUGGUAUUCGCAUGAGGGU